Salarias fasciatus (jewelled blenny) is the source of this 1354-nucleotide messenger RNA. It is a transcript of the gene rab21, whose product is annotated as RAB21, member RAS oncogene family. Gene Ontology annotation, molecular function: GTPase activity; GTP binding. The record is from RefSeq and is a predicted model, not a curated record. The transcript has 8 exons. Bases 170 to 823 code for a protein of 217 amino acids. Lineage: Eukaryota; Metazoa; Chordata; Actinopteri; Blenniiformes; Blenniidae. Gene Ontology annotation, biological process: Rab protein signal transduction.
CUAAUUGGCUAGCUGCUAGCUCAGAGGGACGCCAUUAGACCGGAGAGAAGCAGCCAUCCGUCUGCGCAGCGUCACCGGGAAGUGUUCCGAGUGUCGACCCGCUCCACUCAACGCCCCACGGACACGUACCGCCGGGAAGCCAGCAGGCCAGCGGAGGACCUGUGCGGUGAUGGCGGCAGCGGCGGGCGGCAGCAGGACGUAUUCGUUUAAGGUGGUGUUACUGGGGGAAGGCUGCGUGGGGAAGACGUCGCUGGUGCUGCGCUACUGCGAGAACAAAUUCAACGACAAACACAUCACCACUCUACAGGCAUCUUUCCUCACAAAGAAGUUGAAUAUCACAGGAAAACGAGUCAAUUUGGCCAUUUGGGACACGGCCGGUCAGGAGCGAUUUCACGCUUUAGGUCCCAUCUACUACAGAGACUCCAACGGAGCUGUGCUCGUCUAUGAUAUCACCGACCAGGACUCCUUCCAGAAGGUGAAGAACUGGGUCAAAGAGUUGAGGAAAAUGUUGGGAAAUGACAUUUGUUUAUGUAUAGUUGGUAAUAAAAUCGAUUUGGACAAAGACAGAAACGUUUCAGUGGAAGAAGCUGAAAGUUAUGCAGAGUCGGUGGGAGCCAAACAUUUCCACACUUCAGCCAAACUCAACAAAGGCAUCGAGGAGCUGUUCCUGGAUCUGUGUAAACGGAUGAUGGAGACCGCUCAGGCCGACGAGCGGCUGAAGGGAAACGGAAGCAGCCAGUCGGCGUCCAGCCGGAGGGGCGUGCAGAUCGUAGACGACGAGCCUCAGGCCACGCCCAGCGGCGGCUGCUGCUCCUCCGGCUAACCGGAGCGUCGCCAUGACAACAUAAACACCCACAAGCCACACUUCUCUGAUCGGCCGCUUUGUACAAACAAUAAUCCUGCGUUUGUCCGGCGCCACCGCAAAGGAGCAUGGGAAGACAUCCAUUUAAUCCCUCCGAAAUAAAGUUCUGUGUUCAGUGAUUUAAUCACGUUUUUAGCACUUUGACUGCAGCUGUUUGUGUUUUUUUUUCUCAUAAAUAAAAGAGAAUAAAUCGCUUUUCAGAAACACAAAUGGGCGCCAAGAGACUCUGCACGCAGUUUUUCUUCUUACUUUGAAUGAUUCCGGGAUGAUUACUACCUUAAACACACACAUGCGGCUUUGUUGACCUGCAGUAGCAACAGUGUGAGCUUUUUAUGAAAGAGAGAAGAAGACAUAAUUGUUGAAAAUGACUAACAUGUUAACUUAGAAAUUUACAACCAGCCUGAAAAGUCAAGUAAUCUAAGAUGUAUUGAAAGAAAAAAAAAACCCUGCUGAUUUACAGUUCCAACAUUUAAAUUCAAACUUCAGUCAUUC